Messenger RNA from Suillus subaureus, 778 nucleotides. RefSeq lists its product as uncharacterized. Lineage: Eukaryota; Fungi; Basidiomycota; Agaricomycetes; Boletales; Suillaceae. The record is from RefSeq and is a predicted model, not a curated record. The transcript has a single exon. The annotation marks the transcript as partial.
CAUCACUGGCCUCGACUGGGUCGGAAAAUCAUCAGAGUUCAAUAGCUGUCUGCCAGCCUCCAUCACUUCAUACGAAGCUCGACCAUACAAGCUACCACCCCUACCCGAAGAUGAAAUUCAGUCAUCGGUUUCUUUGCUGCGAGAGACGGUGGCUGUGGAUUUCGCUUCAAACCUUUAUACCCUGCUUCACAACAUGAGCGCCCCUCGCUUCGCAGCACAGAGACUGCACCUGCCUUGUAUUGUAUCCAAUGUCAGGGAAAUCAGAUGGAUGCGUACUAGUCCAGCCCCGGAAACUCAUUUCACGUAUGGAGUGAAGGUAGACGGGCUUCGCGACUUGCUUAUCACCACCGAAGGGACGUUGGUUCAGUUCUGGCCGGCAAAGCCCACUGAGCGAAAAUUUGUCCUUGUCCGUCCUUGGGAUCGGUCUCUCCUCGAGCUACCUGACUUUGCAGAACCGCCUGAAUUCGUGGAGCCGUCUGACUUUGGAAAUGAUGUGGAGAGCGAGGAGGAUUAUUGCACGCCACCCUCUUCUCCGUCAGACAACUGGUCCAGUGAUUAUCCUGUAAAUCAGGAUGUGGUUGACCUAGAAUCACGAGCAUUCCGGUUGCUUGUUCGCCUUGGGCAGCCUUUCAGCGCAUUUUUGCUAGCGCAGCAGCGCAGUGGAGAAUACAAGAGGAUCGCGUCGGAUCACGAUAUCAUUGGACAAGUCAAUGACGUGCGUUCUGUUGGAGACUUGAUGGACAUCAGGACCAUAGAAAUAUUGUAGUCACAUGGUUUU